CCUCUGAUUCUAUUUCAUCUUUCGGAAGCUGUGCUAAAGCAUCUCGGUGUGGAACUAGCCGGCGGCAGCUGCUGGGCAGGUACCAGGCUUGGCUGUAUUCUGUGCUCCUUUGAUUUUGUUUCUCUCUCUAUUUGAUCAUUCCUUUUCCAGAGGAUGGGCUCUGACUUCCCUGCAACCUGUGCUCUUUAGAAGUCCUUCUGCCUAAGGAAUUAUGCUCAUUUAAACAAACAAAGAAAAAAAAAGAUUAGAGGGGGGAAACAUCCCACAAGCGAGAGGCAAGGAUGGAGAAAGAAACCAAGGCAUCCACCCAGUACGGAUCCCUGGAGUCAACCAAGUGGAGAGCAGCAGAUGCAGGCAAAGAGGAUGAGAUAGUGUCCAUGGCUGACUCCACAACGACCAUUGAUGACAUCGAAGGGGAGCUCUUCAAAAUUGAGAGGAUCCGGGAAGUUCUGGUGCGGAGGGAGUCGGAACUCAGAUACAUGAUGGAUGACAUCCAGCUUUGUAAGGAAAUCACCAGAUUGAAAAAGGAGUUGCAGAAGCUGAUUGCAGUGCCAGAAAAUAAAAAAUCUAAAGAAGACAAGCAGCAGGAGGAGGAGCUAGUGCAGCAGAUUCACAAACUUGUGGAGACUCGAGAUUUCCUGGUGGAUGAUGUGGAGUUUGAAAGGCUCAGAGAACGAGAAGAAGACAAAGAAAUGGCAGAGUUUUUGAAGACCAGGAUUUCCAAAACCUGCCUUCCGAAAACAACUCCAGUAAAAGGAAAGAAGGUGACCUCAAGAGGACAGCAAACCUCUACACCAUAUGUAACAAAGACAGGCCUCACCCUCCUGAAGGAAUGCUGUGGCUUCACCUGCUCGGUCAUGUAGGCUGGGGCUAUUGUCCAUAUAGCCCACCCCACCCACCCCGAAACGCAAAAUACAUUCAUGGGCAAACGCUGCCUGCCCACACCCCGCUCAACUGGAUCCAUUCAACUCAUAGCAGAGUCACAAGCUUGAGGAGCAGGGACAAGGGAUUCUUUUGCAGAUGACAUGGACGUUGAAAGCACAUGUGGAAACUGCUGGGGGCCCAAAGGCAGGGCCGGCAUCCACCCACCUGCUGACCAAAACCAACCCACACAAUCAGGGUGGGCAUCACAAGCAGAGAGCCAGCAUGUGCGCUGCCAAAUGGGAGGGCCAAACCACAGACAAAGAUUUCAGCCU
This is a messenger RNA of Lacerta agilis (Sand lizard), 1196 nucleotides long. RefSeq names its product bMERB domain-containing protein 1-like. The transcript is spliced from 6 exons. The coding region runs from base 282 to 863 and encodes 193 amino acids. NCBI's taxonomy places the organism in Eukaryota, Metazoa, Chordata, Lepidosauria, Squamata, Lacertidae. The record is from RefSeq and is a predicted model, not a curated record.